AUGACGGCUAAAGAAGAUUUAGUCGAGUCAACGGUGAGUAAUGGUCAACAAACAACAACAGAUACAAUUGAUCAGCAACAAACACCACCUGAUUAUCAAACUUCCAUAAAAAUUGAGAAUGAACCUGAAGAAGUCGAAGUUGAAAUUACUUACGAUGAACAUGGCGAACCAAAAUUUCCACUCGAUGAUCUAUUGAAACUUGAAGAACAAGUUGGCCGCGUACGAUGGAUUGUGCCUGUUCUACCUAGUGGUGAAUUAAUUAAAUGUUUACGAACUGCUGUUUGUCUUGCAAGAGAAAAGAUAGAUACGAAAAGUGAAUCAUGCCAACGAUUUAUUCGUGAUAGUUUAGUAACUUCAUUUACAAAAAUAUUUUGUGAUGAAGCUGUAGGAGGAUGGAAAAAUGAUAUAUAUAUUGCUAUUUAUAAUAAUGCUAUGUUAUUUAUUCAAUUAUGUGCAUUCAAAAUUGAUGAUGACUGUUUUCCAUUACUUGAUGUUUUAAGUUUUGUUAUGAAUCCAACAGGACGUUAUCAUCAAGCUAAUCAUAAUCGAACAAGUUUAUAUCAUCUUAAGAAUGACAGUGAACCAUUUGCUGCAACAAUGGAAUAUCGUUUUCCCCAAAGAGGUUGGCUUGUAGAUUUUAUAAAUAAAUUUGGAGAACUAGGUGGCUUUGAUAAAAUUCUCAAUCGUUUCACCUCAAGCGAAACUAAACUAACGAUAUCAGUUGUUAUUGCACUACUCAAACCUUGGGGUCUCUGUUAUGAAUACUUAACACAAUCAACAAUAGAAAAGUAUUUCGCACGUAUUAUUGAAUUUGUACCACUAUUUCUUAAUCAAUUGACAGAAAAUGACUUUAAAGUUGAAGUAAAAACUGAAUCAAAAAAUGAUUCCUUAUCAGCAGUCAUCAAAUGGCUUCGUCAUCUUGCAUCACGUUUACCGGAUAGUGAUAGAGCAUGUCGAGAUUUAGAUGAACUUCGUCUUAAAAUGAUUUUACGGCUUCUACAAACAAAUUCAUUCAGCGGUAAAAUGAAUGCACUUAAUGAAGUUCAUAAGCUUCUUCCAAGUCUUACUCCAAUACAUCGUUCAACAUUGAGUCGCCCGGAUGAUAAUGAAGGUUUAACACCAGAAAAAUUCAUUCAAUGGAUUCAAGAACAUCAAAUUCUCGAUAUUGUCCUACGCGAUUGUUUGCAUCAACCACAAUAUGUUGAAAAAUUAGAACGAAUCCUUCGUUUUAUGAUUAAAGAACAAGCAUUAAGUCGAAAUGAUUUAGCAAAAAUUUGGAAUGCAUCUUGCGGAAAACAUGAAGCUAUUGAAAAAAAUGUCCAUGAUUUGCUUGCAAAAUUAGCCUGGGAUUUUUCACCUGAACAACUUGAACAAUUAUUUGAUUGUUUUCGAGAAAGUUGGACAAAGGCGAGUAAAAAACAACGAGAAAAACUCCUUGAACUUAUUCGACGAUUAGCGGAAGAUGAUAAAGAAGGUCUUAUGGCUAAUAAAGUGCUAGAAUUAUUAUGGAAUAUUUCACAUGAUAAACUUUUUCCGAAUGAAAUUAUUGAUCAAGCUUUAGCAGCACAUUUGAAAAUUCUCGAUUAUAGUUGUUUACCAGAAAAAGAAAAAACAAAAUUAUCUUGGAUCGAUCGAAUGAUGGAAGAAGUUAAACAAGAUCAGCAUGUCAUUAUUUCACUAAAACAAAUGCGUGAAAUCUGUACACAAUUUUCUGAACAUGCCUACAUGCAUAACAUGUCACGUAUAUCUUAUCCAUUGAAUAGAAUCAGUCUUAUUGAUCGAUUAGAAGAAAAACAUAAAAUAACUCGUGUUAUUACCGAAAAUCUUUGUCAUUAUAUGGAAAAUACGAGAAAUUGCCGAGAAGAAACCAAAAAAAUCUUACCGCCGGAAGAUUAUUACCCCGAUGGUCGUUUUAAUCAUAGUCAGCAAAUCAAUGAACGUUUAGUUUUUCUCAAGUUUAUAUUAAAAGAAGGUCGAAUGAAUCUAUGUUUUGAUUUUACAAAAAUGCUUUGGAUAACUCUUGCUGAACAGCCAGUUUAUCCAUCUGAUCGUGAACAAUGUUUUCGUUGGUUUGCCGAAAUUAUUGAUGAAGUGGGUUUUGAUUUUAAAACAGGAAAAGAUUUCUUUCAAAAUCAUUUCAUGAAACUUGAACCUCAUCUACUUACUGAUCUUGGCAUGAAUUGUUUUGAUCGUUUUUUCAAAUCUGUCAAUGCUCAACUGAAUAAAUUUCUUCCGAAACGUCGUUCAAUGCGUCUAAUAAACGAUGAAGAUCUUGUCGGCAUUGAAUAUCUAUGGAAAUUAAUUUUGAAUGGUUCUGAUAUUGUUGCGAAUCGUGGCAUUCAAUUGAUUAAAGAGGUUUAUACAAACAUUAGUCCAUCGUUAAAAAAUGAUAUUAAACGUAUACAUCAAACAUUUCUUGGUGAAUGUUUUAAACGUUUACGUGUUGUUUAUGAUAAAAUAAAAUCGAAAACUACCCAAGCAACACAUCAACAAAUAAUUAAUUCAUUAAUACGAAUUCUUGUUGUAUUAAGAGAAUAUUUAGCUGAAUGCGAUUAUUCCUAUCAUAAAGAUAGACAUAGUUUACCAAUAUCAAGAGCAUUUCGAGGUCGACCGGUAAUAUUAGUUUUUCGUGUGAAUACUGGACAAAAUAGACAAACUGACGACUACGAAAGUCCAUCGCAUCUAAAUGAAACAUGGGGACAUAUUCGACGAAUGAUUUAUAAUCGAUACAAAACAAAUUAUGGUAUCCUCGAAUUAUAUCGAAACAAUGAACUAAUUUAUCCAGAAGAUGAUAAUAAAACAUUAGCACAGACCGAUGGACGUGAUAGAAUUACUAUCACUGCUCGUUGGGUUCAACAAACAACUCACAAUGUCUCAAGUGAUGAAAGCAGUUCAUCGGGAUCCGAAAUGAAUAAUAACAUUUCAUCAUCAGUAUCGUCGGCACAUCAUACUCGUAUUUUGGAUCCUAUUGAUAUCCAUGCUGAAAGUUCAUUGCCAUCUGUGAUAUUUUCUCAAAAACAUGAAUAUUAUCAAUUUCUCAUCGAAUUAUCCGAUAUGGGUUGUAAAGAAAAUAAUAUUCGUCUUCGAGAUACCGCACGUCAAAUUCUUGAUUUAGUUCCUGUCGAUCCUCAUGCAAAUGUUACAUUUAUUAAUUGCAUAGCACCUUCAAAACCCAAUUUAGAUGAAAAUAUGGCUCGUUUGAAAAACUACUAUUUUCCAUCAUCGCCAACUCAAAUGCUAUACAAUUUAAAAACAACAUUAGUUUUACUCGUACCAACUAUUCUAUUGAAUGACUCCAACGAAAUCGAAUCGAUGUAUGUACGAUUUCUUAAUACAGGCGGUUUAGUUUGUCUAUUGAGUAUUUUAACGCAAGAACAAAUCGCUGAUCAAUGUGAUAUGAAAACACGAAAAUCAAUUUAUUUAAUUAUAUUCAAUAUAAUUAAACGUGUUCUGGUUAUACUCGGAUUUUAUCAAUUAAAAAUAUCGAACGCAUCCAUUGAUAAUGAUUCAUUAGAUCAAAUCCUUAGUUCCAUGUCAACAGUUACUGUUGGAGAAAAUCAUACACCAAUACCACUCGAAAAGAAAAUUGCUCUAUUAUUAUUUAAACAUAUGAACGAUUUUCCAAUACCGAAAAAUUCCUUUUUACAAUAUAAUCAUAUUAUGGAUUUCAUACGUCUUAUUUGGUGUUUAGCAUCGAAUAAUAAACAAAUCUCAUUUGAUGUUAAUAUUAAAAACGAUUUUAAUGUUAUUCAUCAAACAUUUAAGCUAGAAAAUGUCAAUACAAAUGAUCAAUUGGUUAUCAACGAUUAUGCUGAAGAAGACAUCGAAAGUCAAUCAGCAUGUCGUGAAAUUUUAGAAUUAUUCUGUAUAUCAAUUGUUUUAGUGCCAACAAGUGUUCAACAAUUAUUAAAGGAGAAUUUUCUAGAAUAUUUUCUCAUGGAUCUCAUUCUCUAUUGUCAUUACUCAGCUAUACGUCAUACAGCAUCGGAACAAAUCCUUAUGUUAACAACACGUUGUUCUCAAGGACAAAGUGAAAAUCUAUUACAAUAUCUUAUUGAUAAACAAUUUCAAAUAUUUAAUAAACAUUCGAAUAAUUUAAAAAUCUAUUCAUCAUAUUCUUCCGAUUUCUUUCUAUUGUUAUGUCGUUUAUUAUCAUUUGCUUAUCAAAAUCAAAUUCUACCAUCAAAUACUGAUCAGCAAUUGCAUGAUGAAAUACUUUGGUUAAAAAAUCUUCAAUUGCCUGUCGACGAUCAUUUGCUUCGUGGUCAUUUAAAUUUAGCCAAAGAAUUAUUACAAUUUCAGCCAAGUGAACGAAAACGUUUCUAUGGAAUUGAUCAAUUAUUAGUUCAGCAAAUUAUGGAACAAUUUCUUUUUCCAGCAUCAACAUUACUCUAUCAACUUCGUUCAACUAAACGAAAGUCUGUUGUUUCAGAAAUAAAUGAUACUGAGAACAGUGAACUGAAAGAACCAUCGGCUCCGAUUUGUCAAACACCCAUAGCAAUAUCAGCUGCAUUUGAUUUAUUAGUUAUACUUGGAACUAAUUGUAUUGAUAAUGUAAAAUUAAUCGAUAAAUAUAUGACUGAUCUAUUUUAUUCAGCGCCUGAUUCAAAUUUACAUGAAUGGGACUUUUCUUUGCCCAUUGGUUCACGUCCAAACGGUGGUUUUGUCGGUUUAAAAAACGCUGGAGCAACAUGUUAUAUGAAUUCAGUUUUACAACAACUAUUUAUGAUUCAACCAUUACGUACAGCUUUAUUGUCUGCUAAAAUUCCACUGGAGUAUGGUGAUGAGGAGCCAGAGGACGACGAUCUACGUCGAGAUACAUAUGAUUCAUAUUCUGAUAUAAAAUCAUCUGCUAAAGGUAAAGAUAAUCAGACAACGGUGUCACCAGCAAAAGAUGUUGCAAACGACAGAAACGAAUAUAAUAUUCAAAUUCUUCGUCAAAUUCAACGAAUAUUUGGAUAUUUAUUAGAAUCGAAAUUACAAUUUUAUAUUCCAAGAGGAUUUUGGAAAAUAUUCAAAUUUGCUGGAGAACCUGUAAACUUACGUGAUCAACAAGAUUCUGUUGAAUUUUUAAAUACUGUCGUCGAUAGUGUCGAUGAAGCAUUAAAAACAUUAAAUUUGCCGCAAAUAUGUUCGAAAGUCUUGGGCGGAAAAUUUGCUGAUCAAAAAAUUUGUAAAGAUUGUCCACAUCGAUAUUCACGUGAAGAAGAUUUUACGUUGAUAAGUGUUGAUAUUCGUCAUAGUCAAAAUUUAAAAGAAUCUCUUGAACAAUAUGUCAUCGGAGAACUUCUCGAUGGACCUAAUGCGUAUCAUUGUGAAAAAUGCAACAAAAAGGUUGAUACAGUAAAACGAACAUGUUUUAAAAAAUUACCACCCGUUCUUGCUAUUCAACUUAAACGAUUUGAUUAUGAUUGGGAACGUGAAACGCCGAUUAAAUUUAAUGAUUAUUUUGAAUUUCCAAGAGAAUUGGACAUGGAACCAUACACUGUUCAAGGUCUUGCUAAAGCUGAAGGUACUUCUGUGAUUGAUGAAAAUACGACCGAUGAUCAAACUUCAACAAAUACUAAUAGUAAUGAUGGCACUUGUUAUAAACUUGUGGGUAUCAUUGUACAUAUGGGUCAAGCCAAUGGUGGCCAUUAUUAUUCAUUUAUACAACAUAAAAAUGAAUCCGAUUCACCCUUUAGUUCUAAUUGGUAUAAAUUUGAUGAUACAGAUGUCAGUGAAUGUAAAAUGGAUGACGAUGAGGAACUUCGAUCGCAAUGUUUUGGUGGUGAUAAUCCAGCAUCAUCAUUUGAUCAACCAGCUAUGAAACGACAACGACGUUGGUGGAACGCGUAUAUUCUAUUCUAUGAAAAAAUACAGACUGGUGCUGAAAAUUCGAUUGAGAAUUCAGAGAACGGCUUAGCACAGUUACAAUUAUAUGAUCAAACUCAGCGUAUGCCAAUCUCAGUUCAACGUAGUGUCCGAAAGCAAAAUAUCAAAUUUCUUCAUAAUCGAUUACUUUUCAGUUCCGAAUAUUUUAUGUUCAUGAAAAGGCUUGUACAAAAUAAUGUACAACAUUUACUUAGUAUUCUUCCACAAGCACAAAAUGACAAGAAAGAAUCUGUUACUAAUACAAUCGAAGAAUUAGCACUCAUUUGCGUUCAAAUAGCAACAAAAUUCAUUUUCUCAAUAGGAUGGCAUACAAAGAAAGCACUUCGUGGUCAAACUAAUGAAUGGACUGAAGCGAUAUCACAUUGUUUACGUCUAUCACGCAAAGCUCGAUACUAUUUAGCUAAUGAAGUUUUAGUUAAAUAUCCAAAUCGUUUUCAAGAAUAUUUAAUUGAUUGUACAUCAGCUGACAUCCGUAAUGCAUUUGGUCGAGUACUUGUCGCUUUGGCUAGAAAUUCGCGAGUAGACGACGAAGACGCUAAUCGAUUACCGGAUCAAAUAUUCAUCGAAGAAAGUAUUAUUGUUAAUGUUAUACGUUUACUUAAAAAAGAAAUGCUUGAUAAUGUUAAAAUGUUAACACAAUACUUUCAAUUUUUUAUUCUCUAUUCGUCACACGGAUGUUAUGAAUGUGAAAAAUUAAUUCGUUUGAAUGUCCCAACAUUUUUUGCUCAUAUGGCUUUCGAUGACUUACCAUCCACGUCAAUAACACGUUUUAAUGAACCAUCGAAAUUUUCUAUAAUACUUUCAACAUUGAUUCGUUGCUAUGAUGUGUCGGCAUUAUGCAAAACAAAACAAUCCAAUAAUGAACUUUUAUCCAAUCCAUUUAAUAUAUAUGACAAUAAUCCAAUAUGUCCAAUUCCUGAAGAAAUGAUUAAUAUUGUUUAUAAAAAUGAGAACUUUUUGAGACGACUUAUUGAAGAUAGUAGUACAUGCGAAGAAUUACAUGGUCUUAUUCGAUUUCUUGUUUGGGAAAAUCCAAAUGUUACCUGCGCUAUACUGCAUGAAAUGGUUGGAUCAUUCUCGAAACUUUAUGCAAACGACCUACGUAGUCAUCUUGAUAUAUUAUAUUUGGUGCUAUCAGUUGAAGAUUCAUGGCAAGAGGCUCGAAUUCUAUGUGUAUUAAAAGGCACUCCAAUAUCAAAUGAAAAACAGAUAAAUAAUGAAAACGCAUUACCGUCGACAACAUUAAAUAAAAAUCAGAAAAAUACUUGUCAAACUCUAUUUGAUAUAUUCUCAAAAUUGGAAUUAUCUUCUGAAAAACGAGCUUAUCAAUUAGUUAAAACACUCUAUCUAUUAUUUGCCAAAUGUGGAAGCGCAGUGAGCUUAUUACAAACAGAUCAAGAUGUCAAACGUCAUUGGAUACAUGUUGUUCGUUGGUUACGCGAUCAACUUGACGGACAAAAUCACAUUCCAUCAAAUCAUUCUUAUUAUCCAACUCAAGGACCAAUUGCAAGCAACGAUAUAUCCCAAGGAUAUUUUCUUGAACGAACGCAAAGUGCCCAAUCACUAUUAGAAAAAGCAUGGGAUUUAUGUUCGGAGAAAGAUUAUGAUGAGAUCGGUUCAAAUAGUGAUGAGUUUGAUGAAAACUAA
Rotaria socialis is the source of this 7521-nucleotide messenger RNA. The record is from the annotation of a GenBank genome assembly. NCBI's taxonomy places the organism in Eukaryota, Metazoa, Rotifera, Eurotatoria, Philodinida, Philodinidae.